AUGCAGGGUCUUGUAGAGCCUCAGCUUUGUGCGCCCUGGCGGCACCAGCCGCUGACACUGCUGUUGGGAGCAGCUGGCUCCAUUGUGCGGCUCUGUACUGGUUUUAUGGAGCAUGAAGGGACAGACGCCGUCCCAGUAACGGACUCUUUCAUUGCAGGUUUCGUGACCGCCCUGCAGGUGAUGAUGGACAAGGAUAACAUACAGGUCGCCCGUGGCCAGUCCGCAGCGCUCUUAUGCACCUUCACCACCAGUGCGGCGCUCACCAACCUCAACAUCAUCUGGACCGUUACCCCUUUGUCCAAUGCCAACCAACCCGAACAGAUCAUUAUAUAUCAGGGCGGGCAGGUCUUCACGACGGCGGCGCAGUUCCAAGGACGAGUGGGUUUUAUGCAAACCAUGCCAAGCACCAACGCUUCAAUCUACAUAAAUAACACGCAGCUGUCCGAUACAGGGACCUACCAGUGUAUGGUCAACAACUUCCCGGAUCGGGCACUGCGCAAUAUUGGCGUACUGGGAUUUACCGUUUUAGUGCCUCCCUCUGAACCCCUCUGCAACAUUCAGGGAUCCCUGGAUAUUGGGAGUGAUGUCACUCUGACUUGCAGCUCGGAGGAAGGAAUUCCCAGACCCACGUACUUAUGGGAGAAAGUCGAUAACAAUCCCAUCCUCCCUGCAUCUGUAACACAAGACCAGUUUCAAGGUACUAUCUUACUGAAGAACAUAAGUACUGCAUCCUCAGGGCGAUAUCAGUGUGUAUCAUCCAAUCUCAUGGGUGCUCGAACCUGCCUUCUAGACCUGCAAGUACUUGCUCCUCAGCACCAGAGCAUGGGUCUUAUAGCUGGAGCCAUCGCUGGGGGAGUGUUGGUGCUGGCCAUCUGCAUAAUCGUGGUAGUUGUUGGGUUGUUCUACUGGAGGAACAAGCACAAGGAAGAGGAAGAUGAAAUCCCUAAUGAGAUAAGAGAGGACGAUCUUCCUCCGAAGUGCGCAUUGUCUACCAAAGUCUUUCACCCUGAUGCCUCCUCCUCUGAGCAUGAUACACUAACGUCCACCAACACAAACAUCUACAAUGGUCACUACUGGAGUAACUCCAAGUCCAAUUUCAACACCGGUUCUUACGUCCAUUACAACUGCAAUGGUUGCCGCCAACCCUCCGCCCGUUCAGUGACAGGUCAUCCAAGACCAACAUAUGCUAAUGGUGGACAACCUUCUACAGGUCCUCCAAAGACAUUGGUGGUGACGGCUAGCACAGCCCCUUCUCCAAAGACUGGAGGUAGAAGCAACGGUACGGUUGGCAGAAAAGCUAAGCCGUCUCAAACUAGGUCUUAUGCUGUUAGCCAGGCCACAUUGGAGAGGAUAGGUGCUGUACCGGUCAUGAUACCAGCUCAGAGUAGAGCUGGGUCGCUAGUAUAGACAGAGCAUAAAGUCAGCUUGGGGCAAAGAAGAGUCGUGUCAGCAUGUGGGAUGAAAGAACAUCACGUGUGCUUCUCUGUUCCUUCCUUUCAUCCAGGCAAUCUACAACUGGAAAAAGGCCGGUCCUUUGCUCUUGUGAGAGCAGACAUACCCUGAGACAAGGAAUAAACAGGGGAAGUGUGGACGGUUUUCUCGAGAUUAGAACUCGUCCUUGUAGUGCCAAGCACAGCCCCGGGGCUUCCAACACAGGAUAACAUAUGUGCCUCCCGUACUCUGGUUCAGCUCCUCUCACUCACACAAAGCCCCAUUAAAGGCUUUAUUUUUGUAGCAUUCACCUUGCUUGGAAUCCAACUAGUUCUCUUGUUCUUUGAAGACGGUGCUAAGGAGCCCCCCACCCAACUCACCCUUCUGUACCACCCUAAAAAUCACCAGCUAAAGAAGUAAUCACCCCAUCCCACAUACCUCCAGCACUUUAUUCAUACCCACCUCCAUGGAAUAACAUCCAACAGGUAGAUACAUUGCAAGAACCCACCAUCGCCACUGAAUAUGACACGGACUUCAUCAUACCAAGAAGAUCCCUCAAGAUUCCUAAGAUCUCGAUUUUUUUUCCCCUCAAAUAUUUGUUCCUAUUUUGAGAUUAUAGACACUGAACCUGUUUUGCAUUCUUUUACUGAAUUUAAUAUAUAUAUAAAAAAAAAUAUUUUUCUGUAGUAUUUGAUUUUUUUAGGGGCUCUGUAGUCAUCAUUGUAUCAAAUUUCGAAUACUAGGUCAUUGUAUUGUGUUUGGCAAAUGUGUCAACUUCUUUUCUUCCCUCAGAAAAAAACAUCAUUAUUAUUUUUUUGUUCUUAACGCGUUUAUUUUUUAAUGGACUUGAUUUGCAGAUAUUUCUUAAGUUGCAGAACUAGAUGUCCUAUCAUGGUCUUUCAGCUCCGGUUGAGACCAUGGGUGAACUUUUAGUUCCACCAUUUCUCAGGAAGCGUGGGUUGUCCACUUUAGACGAACAUGCAGUAGGAUGUAUGGAAGAAUUUUUGAAAUUGCUGUAGUCUACAGAAGUUGGAUGAGGGAGCCUGAACAUGCAGUAGGAUGUAUGGAAAUAAUUUUUGAAAUUGCUGUAGUCUACAGAAGGUUGAAGAGGGAGCCGUACAGAGUUUCGGGUGAUUUAAUGACAAGCAAUGGCAAGGAAUUAAUACGUUUUUGGUUCAACAAAUGCAACACGUUCUAGUGAUUGUCCUCCAUGAGCACCAAUGGGUCAACCAGCCUCCUCGUUGAGUGUUAGCCUUCAAAUCCUGUCUUCUUACCCAGUGAAGGGCUGAAGCUUUCAUAUAUCUCUAUUAUUCAGUGGACGAACACAGAAACAGUUGAAUCUCCUUAUGCUGCAAAUCCAACUAAGUGGCAACAAAAAGGGGGGGAAACGGCAAGUAUACCCCAAGUGGACUCUUGAUCGAAAUACUGGAUAUCCAGUGUUUAUGUGCCUGAAAAUUGAUGUCUGCAGAGUUACAGUAUUAUGUACACAAGAGCCAAACUUUAUAAUGUUCAAAUAACUUUAUUCACAGGUUACAAGUGUUCUAUACCUCUCUCUCUCUAUAUAUAUAUAUAUUAGAUUUCAUAUUUUUUCUUUCCAGUCUCAACCAAAAUCCAGAAUAUUUUUGCAUUUUUUUCAUAGUAUCCCAUGAUCAUUAGUUAUCUAAAACGGUCCAUAGACAUGUCUCGACCAUACCAAGUGUGCAUGUAAUUUCAGUGGGCUACUCUAUGCUUCUGGGUUGGAUAAGUUAAAACUGAACCUAAUGGAUCCUUAUUCUGCUCCCCAGGUAGAGAUGUUUAUGGGCACUGCCCAUAGACAUUGAGAUCCAUGUUAAAAUAAUGAAUGUGUAUGGCUAGUUUUCCAGUAGAGUAUAGGCAACCCGUCACCAGGACAGGAACCUUGUUUUGCACUAAGGAUGCCAAACUGGUUGUUGCAAAUGAGUCCACCAAAUGGUCUCCUGAUUGCCACUGAUGGGUCUGGAAAAAAAAUAUUUACCCCCAUGUACCCUCUCCCUCCCUGUUAAAGAGAACCUAUUCCCAUGAUGGUUACAGAGUUGAUUCUCGUGGCCCUAAUGCAAGAUCUGAAACAAGAACCCCACCUACCAUGUGUCAUGGUGUUUUCUUACGUGCACUAGUUUUUUGGGUGCAACAGCUUGCUUUGCACCCCCUAUAGUUGUUUCUAAAGAAUCAUUAAGGUUCUGGGGAGCAUUUUUUGGGUGCUGGUUUACCCACUAAUUCAGCGUUUAUGAGUCUAUCAUAAUAAAGGAGAUCCAUCCUGCUAAAAGGUCUUUUCCACCAAUCUCAUACACUAUCCAAGCUGAGCAGACUGGGUCUAGGAUUUCAACGAGUGUAUUUUUUCAAAAACUUACUUAGGUCAAAUGGAAAUCUGAUCAUGUUCGUUGGAUAUUAAGUUGUUUUCUAUUAAUUCCGGUUAUAGUCUCAUCUGAAUGUUGGAUUCAUGUGUUCUUCACAGUUUCUCCCUCCUUUCCGAAUAUGAUGUCAAUUAACCAACUGCUGCAAUGUUAUAGUAGAGCAUUAACUCACCGGCACGGUAAUGGGUUUCAGACAGGUUCUGCCUAUUCCCUGACAUGUCCCUUGACUAAUAUAGUCUGGAUGUUUCAGAUGAGUGGGUGAGGGAGGUUUGUUCUAAUAUUUUGGGAUAAAAAAUAUCUUCAAAAUAAUCCAUGCAUCCAUGACUUUUUGAUAUAUCCUAAAAAAAAAAAAUAUGCAUUUUGGCCAUAUUCGGAAUGUCUUUAAUACUAGUUCUAAUAUUACUAGGGGUGCAUAUGCCUUCAUAAUGACUUGAAUACAAAAACUCUAAUAUUUACUGCAAAAGCUUUGCGGCAUUCGAUGUGCCAACCACCUGUUGGGUGGCAUGCUUGGCAGCACACUAAUGUGGGUAUGUAUGGCUUGCAUGGUAGUAAUCUAUAAAAUGUAUGGAUACCACAAUUUUUAUGGGGGUAGGGUAGAUCAUUUAAAACGAUAAUUGGGUCAGAGGUUGCACUUGCUCAUAGGUCUUUUACCGCUCAGAAUUGGCAUUCAUGGAUUUGAUAGGUUCCCCUCCUCAAGAUUUUUUGAACGGGUGCUGGGCACCUGUUUAACGUGGGUGGUGGUCUGGGGGAUGGGCUGUGCGUGAGUGCGUCUUCUGUACACACUCCCAAAUGCCAUUCUGGUUGUUCACUGAGUCUGAGGAUGCCUAAGCAGUAACUAAUCUCGUCCUCCUGCUAUGUUUACAUUUGCUAUGGCAGAUAAAAGAGAAAAAACUCAAAAUCUUAAAACUCAGUUUCCUGCAUCCUGCAUAAUAGUUUGAGAUGCCCGGCCUGCCGCAUGAAAUCCUGUUUCUUGAGUGAUGUAAGUAAAAAAAAAAAUAUAUAAAAAAAAAAAAAAAGAAUGCCCAGAUUUUUUGUUUUUUUUCUAAUGCAUAAAGAUGAUAUGACCAGAAAUAUUGAUACUUUGUAUCACUGAAGGCAACUUCAUCGUUAGGGGUUGGUGGUACCAGAAGUUGGAAUUUACAGUAGAGAAGUAGGAACAUUAUUGGGAUUACCCAUGACUUGGAACCCUUUGUGAUGUGACGAAUUAAAAAUAAUUGGGAAGACCAAAAUCAACAGAAUCCUUUUGAGUCCCAUUCAUGCCUACAUUUUUUAGAAUGUGAUAGAACUGAGAAAUUACAGUAUGUACAUUCCUUACCUCUAUUUACAUGCGAUGAUGGACCAAGCUGGAAUGUAGACAGUUGGAACCCUUUCUUGACCCAUGUAUUACAUUAGCGCUUGAUCCCCACUGUAACUUUUUGAAUAACAUGCAUUGAUUUACCAAAAGGUUCUGUGAAAUACAGAUGUAGCAGAGCUCAACUCAACUGAGAGUUGAUACCUACUCAGUUUGAUAUCAUGAUAGGUUAUCCGUGGUUUUCUGUAGACUUGCAGAUAUACCAUACCUAUGUUAUAGGAUUCCAUAGGAGGUAGCAUGGCCCACAAUUUGACACCUUGCAUUCAUGGCUAUGUUUUCCCCAGGUCCCUCUGAACAUGGGACACAUCUACCCUUUACCAAAUGGUAGUGAUUUUUGCCAACUUUCUCACUGAAUUCUACAAGUUCUCCAUUGUUGUACAAUCUGGUAAAGAGAUGGUCAGGUUGGUUUUGUUCCAAUCUGAGAGUGAAGCCCAACACUAAGAAUUUUUUGUAGAGUGGUAUUCUGUUCUGACUUAACGAAUAUGGUCCCCAAUGGGGAGAUGGCCACUUUAUGCCAUCUCUGUGCCCCAAGGCUGCCUUCAUGAAACCUGGUGAGAAAAAACAGCAGCAUGAAAAUGACCAACGAUAACCCAAGGUCAUUCUCAAACUUUGGACAUGUGGUGAGAAUGACCCCAGGUAAUCUUAGCCGUUGUGACUUUGCAAAGUUAAAUCAUUAAAACUACUCCAUAGAGAAGUGAUCCUAACCCAUUUAAUCUUGAAGCUGAUGUGGGUCCAGCUUUUUCGAAUUCCCAAUGAUCAACUGUGAUCACCAGGGGAUGCUGCAUUUGACCAAAUGUCCAUAUCUGCAUGGGCAGUCUAAAUCCAUCAGAACAAGAGACACUUCUAUAGAGGGACUCCCCUUCGUCAUGUCCUCAUGAGACAAUCCCUUGGUGUUCAAACACUUCACAAUGGGAAUGACUAAGGUAAUUCUCAAUCUUUGGGAACACUGUGAGAAUGAUCCUGGGUAACCUUAGCUGCCCCAUCAUAAGAACUGUCCCAUGGUGAUGAUUAACACCCUCCAUGAAGAUCGAAGUAAUUUGAUUUUCUCCUGACCCAGUUUCGAGGUUGCAGUGGCUCGAACUGGUAAAUUAAUUUACUUAUCCCAUAUCCCCAAAUAUAAUUUCUUGGCUCAGCUAUCUUAGCGGCUACCACGUCUGUUCUCAAGUGAAUAGAAGUAGGAAUUUGUGCGUACCGCAUUUCCCAGGAGUUAGCCCCAUUUAGAUCCUCAGUGUUGUAUAACAUAUUGUGCUUUUUUAUUAUAUUACCAUGUCCUUUUUUUUGGACUUAACACAUAAAGUUCCAUAAAGUUCUCCCCCAGAACAGACCGACCUAUAGAGUCGCUCCCUCUCUGCAUUUCCUUUUUAUAUUGGCGAGGCAGCAGGAUCUGUGAAGCAUUGCGACUCUCAAACAUCAGUGUCCCUGGCUGCAGUACAAUGCAGUCGAGGGAACGGUAGACACUAAGACACUGCAGAAACAUUAGCACCAGCUGUCGUCACUGAGCAGAGGAGUCUUAUACUGAGCAGUUACUGGGAUCCACCAUGACCUUGCGUCUAAUAUCACAUUUUAUUCCGAAAGACGUGCCCUCACUUUAUGGAAAUCGCAUUGACUUUCAUCUGAAAUCUAACAUUAAACCCUUAAGGACAGGGACAAUUUUUCUAUUUGCAUUUUUGUUUUUUUAUCCCCAACUUCCGAGAACCAUAACUUUUUAAAAUUUUCCAUUUGCGUAGACGUAGGAGGGCUUUUUUUUUUGUGGGACAAGUUGUAAUUUUUAAUGGCACCAUUAAAACACAAAACGAAACACAAUUCCACCAUAGUUUUUAGGAUUUUAGUGUUCACUAUGUGCAAAAAAAAUAACCUGACCAUAUUCUGUGGGUCGGUAUAAUUAAAGGGAUACCACAUUUUUGUAGUUUAUAUAAUGUUUUAACUACUUAAAAAACUUUAAACUACUACUUUGAAACAAUUAAUAACAAACAUAAUUUUUAUUUUAUUUUUCCAUCUACAGAGCUGUAUGAAGGCUCAUUUUAUUGGUACCAUUAUGGGGUACAUACCACUUUUUGAUCACUUCUCAUUCAAUUUAUUUGGGUGUCCAAAAGUAGCAAAUCUAUUUUAAUUAUUUUUUGUUACGGCAUCCACCAAACACAUGACAAAUAUUGUUAUAUUUUAUUUAUUUAAAGGCUAUGGACACCUUUUGAGGGCAUUUUUUUAAAUUAUUGCAUUGUACUAUGAGCUAAAAAUACUUUUUUUCAAUUGGUCUUUAUUAAAAAUAUGGAGUCCUUUUUUCUGUACAAAGCUGAGAUGCUCUAGCAGCUGCCUGUGGAUUCUCUGUCAUCUAGGGAGCAGACGGACUCCUUAUCUCUGCUCUCUCUCUACCAUUAUAGCUCAGUUCUUAUCUUACAGAUAAGGAUGUGGCCUAGAUAAGUUUUUAUGAUCUCUAAGUUUAGAGAUAAGAGUUAUUAUAUGAGGGCACAAAGUGAAAGUACCAGUCACACAGCUAGACAAACAGUUAACCUUUUGUAACAGAACAACUCAAUAUUUUUUAUAAAGGCCAAUUGAAAAAAACUAUUGUCUGCCAAAAAUGAGUAACAUGCAAUCAUAAACAAAAAUUAACUCCAAAGGUGUACAUAGCCUUUAAGUUUAUUUAUUAUUAUAUGGUAAGUAAAAUUGGGAAGGGGGGAUAGAAUUUUUUUUAUUUUUUUAAACUUUUUUUUUUCUCUGUAAUUUUUAUUCCCUUUGAGAACUGCAUGUUCAAGAGAACUUGAACAUGCAGUUUCAUGAUUGCUUGUCAAAUAUACCACAGUAGAUUUUCACAGGCUGCCUCCCAGGCUGUAGCUGAGGAUUAGCUUUGCAUUUGUCAUAGAAACUGAUUAGAACUCCAUGAUUUUGCCUACAGGGCUCCAAUCGGCCCUCUCCUUCUGACCCUACAGCUGCCGUGGUCAUUACUGACAGUGGCAUCUGUGGGGUAAAAUGGCUGGGAUCAGCGUUAUCUCCGAUCCCAGUCACUGCCGUUGGUUGUCUGCUCUGUUAUACAACUGGCACCAGCCAUAUAUGGAGUGAGCUCACUCCAUUCUUCUCCUUAAUGCUCAUGAUUUACGUGUACAGUAUGUCAUGGUGGGUUAUGGCAUUAAAGAGCGUGAAAAUUGUUUAAAACAUUUUAUAUUACUUACUGUAUUUUUAUUAUCCAUUUUGCUUAUAUGGCAUUAGGGCAUCUAAACAUCUAAGUACCCCCCCAAAUUUACCUUCACAGUGGGCUAUACCUAUUAAAAGCACAGCAAGAGGACAGAGCCAGUAAAUCUAAGAGACAAGCUGUGUCUUUAGAAGAGCUGUAAGACUCCACGAUAUUGUUUAUCUCAUAUUAAAAAGAGAAAAAAUAACUUGCCUAAAAAUCCAAAAAUCCAUGGCCCCUUAUGCAAUAUUUUGGUCAAAUUCUAAUGCCAUCUAAUGCGCCUACACUUCAUCUCGGACCUGUUUAUACCCCACAUCCCUAGUACAGGAGGUCAAGGGGUAUUAUUUGGCCCCUUCCAGUCUUACUCAAGAUGUAUACAUCCAGCUAAAAGAAUGUGCCAAAUGGUCCAUGUGGCAACUGAACAUUUGGGUAGUUUCUCCAAAUGUAACUAGACACAGAACCUGCACGACCGACCAUUAUUGGUCAAAAAUUUCAGUUCGAGAGCAGACUUUUCCUAAUUUUCCAAUCACGUAGCAAAUAUCUGUUAAUAUGUGAUGUUCGAGGUUUGGAACGUUUGUCGGAUUGGAGGUUAACCUACACACUUAUGUCUGUAGACCCUCUUUUUCGUUGCAGACAUUAUUUCCUGAGUGGGAUCUUGCACAUAAUGUCUACUUCUAAGUAAACCUCCCACCCGCUUUCUAUUCCUUCUAACCAAUGUGUGGUCCUCAAGGAGGUCUGGUGCCUAGAGAAGGUGAUGGUUUCCUUCGUGUUACAAAGUAUCAUAUUUUUUUCAAAAAUAUUCAAAAAUUCAUCAUUCAACUGUUUUCAGAAUAUUUUCGAUGAGCCAAAUUGGGGGGGGGGGGGGCUCAAAGUCUGGGUCUCUGUCAUGAAGAUGUGAAAUGCAUUUUUACAUUGUAAGGCACGGUAUCCAUAUAGCGGUUGUGACAUUGACUGACAUAUUUGGCUACCCUUUUGGGGGAAGGUUUGCCACAACUAGGAUCUGAUCUAAAAGGGAACCUAACGGGUCCAGACCCAGCUAUGCCGAAAAAGACUAAGAUAACAAAUCCCCCCUUGUCCUAACCGUUAUAGAGGAACCCGGCUUCAUAGGGCUCAAUGGAAUCUAGCACCACUAACCAUCUGCUGUCCACUACUUAAAGAUCCUUAUCUCAGAAUGUAGCAGAUUUAUUCGGGAUUGUUCCCAUCUGGUUAUGGGAUGGUAAUGGCUUAUAAAAUACUGUAGACGCAUGAGACCUACAAAUCAGGGAGCUUCAUCAUGUGUUAUGAGCAUGUAAACACCUUGGAAGAAGCGGAAACAUUUUGUAUAUUUUGUAAAAAAAAUAAAAAAAUAAAUGAAAAUAGAAAAAUUUAAAGAAAUAUACUA
Messenger RNA from Bufo gargarizans (Asiatic toad), 9695 nucleotides. Its product is annotated as immunoglobulin superfamily member 11-like. The transcript has 7 exons. Lineage: Eukaryota; Metazoa; Chordata; Amphibia; Anura; Bufonidae. The coding region runs from base 1 to 1407 and encodes 468 amino acids. The record is from RefSeq and is a predicted model, not a curated record. Gene Ontology annotation, cellular component: cell-cell junction. Gene Ontology annotation, biological process: homophilic cell-cell adhesion. Gene Ontology annotation, molecular function: ionotropic glutamate receptor binding.